GUCUCUGUAACUGCACUUUGAUGAUCUCAGAGUGAACAUUACAUUYAUUGGAACUCUGAAUCUCUCUCUGAGUCUCUGCUGAUCUGCUGAGACUUGUUCCUGGUCUCUGCCAAGGUUCUGGGYGGGACUAAUGAGAGAACAGCCCACCCCUCUCUGAGUCACCCCUGACAGUCAGCUACAUCUGUGAGGACACRGAGUUUUAACACCAGCACAACUGAGUCAGACUGGUCCAGAACCAGCCCUCACACUGGUUCUGACACAAGUCCUCCAGGGACUCAACAGGAAGGGAGGAGCAAAGGCCUCAAUGAGAGGCCGCAGGUCCUCACAGAGACACACAUUCCUCUGACACACACACAUCUGGAGAACAUCAGCCAGCAAUCAAACCAGACGGAGCCCUGAUGAGCCUCAGAGCUGACGAAGGCCGGACCAGGACUCCACCGAGCCUGGAAGGGUCCCACUAAUCCUGAUCCUGACCUGGACUGGACUGGACUGGUGGUGCUGCUGCAGCUGUUGUUCUGCAGCUGGAGGAAACAGGAAGCAGCUGUUGUGGAAAAAAAACCUGACAAGCACGCCAAGGACAAACCACAGAAGAGAAAAUGAAGCUGACUGUGACGACGCUCCUCUUCGUCUCCUCGCUGUCGUCCAUCCACAGCGUCUCUGUGACUCCGGAUCCYCCAGAGAACUGUUCUGGCAUGGGUUUACGUCUACGAAGCUUCCGGCUGGUAACAUACUGUAAUGUCACCACUCUAAAGGAGAAGCAGCUGAAGGAGAUCCAGGCACCAUCCACCAACCUUUACCCAGCGGUUCUGUACCUCCUGGCCUUCUGCGUGGGCUUACCCUCCAACCUGCUGGCUCUUUGGGUUCUUGUGUUCCGGACCAAACAUCUGCCAUCCACCGUGCUGCUCAUCAACCUGACCUUGGUAGAUCUUCUGCUGCUGAUGGUUCUGCCGUUUCGUAUCAUCUACCACCUUCGAGGGAACAACUGGGAGUUGGGGGAAUCUUUCUGCCGUUUAGUCACGGCCAUUUUUUACGGUAAUAUGUACRGCUCAAUCUGGUGUCUGGCCAUGGUGGCUUUGGACCGGUACCUGGCUUUGGUUCACCCUUUCAAAGCCAUGUCUCUGCGCAGCUGGAACGUUUCUGUAUGUUUGAGUGGAAUGGUAUGGGUGGUGAUGCUGGGUGCCAUGUUGCCCCUGCUGGUGUCCCAGCAGACCUACAAGUUGAUGGAGUUGAACAUCACCACCUGUCACGACGCACUGCCUGAGAAAAUCCAGGAUAACUACUUCCUGCCGUACUUCAGCACUCUGUUUGCGCUCUGCUUCCUGCUGCCCUUCGUCAUUGUGGUGUUCUGCCACAGUGCCGUGCUGCGAACCCUGCUGGUCGAAGGGAAGCAGUACACUCACGCCAUCGGGGUGACGGUGCUAGUGUUGGUGGUCUUCAUCGUGUGUCUGCUGCCCAGUAAUGUCCUCCUUCUGCUAACCUACACCGAAGGCUGGAUGGACGGAUUCGGCGAGGACCUCUACGUCCCCUACAUGAUUAGCUUAGCGUUUAGCACGUGGAACAGCUGCAUCGAUCCCUUCAUCUUCUACUUCGUGUCCUCGGAGUUCAGGCAGAAGGCCAGGGGCGCACUGUGUCGCUGCAGCCGAUGGGAAAGCCGAUCCUGUUCUCAAGGGAACAUGUCCUCAYCCUCAGCCAAGAGGUCAAAGGUCACCCUGCUGUCCGUAACCAACAGACAGCACACGUCUGAGACGGCUUUUCCAUGCCAACGAGACAAAGGGAUGUCACAUGACUGCUGACACGGGUUAGUUCUGAUUCCAUCAUGUCCGCCCAUCUAUCUGUUUUCUUUUCCUGCUUUUUCAGGUUUCAAAGCCACUGUAUGAGACGGGGGAAACCUGGACAGGUCUCCAGGGACAAGUGAGACAAACCACACCAAGGGACAAUUUAGAGUUACCAAUGUUUGUUUUCAGUCUGUGGGAAAAAACCGAAGUACACCACUGAGCCACCCGGUCAGCUGAUGUCAGACGUCUAAUAUUUAUUUUCAUGAUUUGGUUAACUUUUAGACAUUUAAAAUGCUUGGUAUCAUUUGUACUUUAUCUGCAAAAUGUCUUUGUAUAAACAUUUUACCUUUGUUUUUGUGAGGGGAAAUUUCAGGAAUCUGCAGGAAGUUCUUUAUCUGGUGAGAAAAGGAAGUGGCUGAGAUGACUUCCUGGUUGUCACUCAUCACACUCAGAUUUUCCUUUUUAUUUUAACCAACAUCAACAGAUAAGGAACUUUUUGAGACCAUUUUUAUUUUUUUAAACUUGUUCUGUCUGUUGCUGUAACCAGUUUCCUUUUUUCAUUAAUUAAUAAUUUUUUUCACGUUCUUUAAAUUUAAUUAAUAAAAGCCACCAUGCACUGCCUCAA
This is a messenger RNA of Austrofundulus limnaeus, 2400 nucleotides long. RefSeq names its product proteinase-activated receptor 4. The coding region runs from base 597 to 1793 and encodes 398 amino acids. The record is from RefSeq and is a predicted model, not a curated record. Gene Ontology annotation, biological process: phospholipase C-activating G protein-coupled receptor signaling pathway; positive regulation of Rho protein signal transduction; thrombin-activated receptor signaling pathway. Gene Ontology annotation, cellular component: plasma membrane. Gene Ontology annotation, molecular function: thrombin-activated receptor activity. NCBI's taxonomy places the organism in Eukaryota, Metazoa, Chordata, Actinopteri, Cyprinodontiformes, Rivulidae. The transcript is spliced from 2 exons.